UGUUAUUAACGUUAAAGUAAACAUUUGGCUUAGGCGGUUGUGUGCUAUUGAAACGCCCUCAGUUUACCGCGUGGAUAUAUCAAGGCUCUUUUAGUGAAGUGAGCAAUUUCUGCCACUUGCAGGGCUGUGUGGAGGUAGCUAGCAUGGCUAGCGGCCUUAAUGUUACGGUAACGUUAGCUAACAGUGGCUAAAACUUGAGUAAUUCCCGCGGACUAAUAGUUUCACGGCCUUUGGGUUUUAUACGCGGCUCAUUCUAAAAACUGUUGCAUUGGCGUUAUUUCAACCAACCUAAGUAACCAACCUAGAAGAGCAGCGAACAUCGCACCAUGGACUCGGAGAUCUUGAACAUAGAGGAGAUCGUAAUGGGACGGGGCUUGCCAGAUCCACCACCUGAGGUUCCCCCGGAAAAGCCGACAGAACCCUACAAACCCAUCACUCUGAAUGGACCUCCGGCUCCCUCGGUUCAUUCCUACCAGCAUGAAAACCUGCAGUGCUUCCAGUGCUUCAUCACGUUCUGCAGUGCAAAAGCCAAGGAGAGACACAUGAAGAAGAGCCACCGGGAGGAAUACAAGCAGCAGCUUCAGCAGGGAAACACAUUGUUCACAUGCUACGUGUGCGACCGCACAUUUCUGUCAUCUGAGGAACUGACGCAGCACCAGCCAACACACAGCAAGGAUGACAAGCCCUUCAAAUGUGUUCACUGCAAAGAGAGCUUUAAAACGUUCUCUGAACUCACAUCCCAUAGAAGACAGGUGUGCCCAGAGAAACAGAUGGUUUGUAAAGAUUGCAAUGAAACGUUCCGUAGUGCCGGACUGCUGCGUGCUCAUCGCCUGACCCAGCAUCCACGCCCAGAUGUCGAGACUACAGAACAGCCAGAGGAUUCUACAAAAACCCAUCGCUGUAAGAAGUGCGGCCAGGGAUUUGAAGCUGAAUCGGAGCUGAUAGCACACCAGGAGAAGUACCCCGAAGGUCAGCAGUGCAAUGGCAGUGCUUCAUCUGUCAAGAAACGCGGACGGCCUGCCAAGGCCGAAGACCCGGCAGGUGCUGAGAAAAAGGGAAAGCGGAAAAAGAAAGAGGAAGCAGACAUUCCCGAGGAGACCGUGAAGGCCGGCAGCACAUCAGACUUGACGGCAACCCCAGCAGAAGAAAAAGGGAAAGCAGGCGGAGCAAAGCGUGGCCGUCCCUCGAAGGUGACAGCAAAGUCAGAAACGGAAGAUAAAACUCCCGAGGACGAGAGCCAGGCUUCAGCAAAGGAGAAGAAACCUAAAGCAGAGCCGAUCCCACCCCGUCAGCACCCGUGCCCCGAGUGCGACCUCACAUUCCCCGGCUUGAUUCAGCUCCGUGCUCACAAGAAGGAGAAGCACGCCCCACGGAAAGCCCACCCCUGCGAAGAAUGUGAAGAGAGCUUUGCCCGUCCAGAGCAGCUGGAUGCCCACAUGUCCCGGGCGCACGCCGUGGGCCGAUUUGCCUGUCCGACCUGCGGGAAGAGCUUUGGCCGAGAGCGCACAUUGAAAGCUCACCAGAAAAGCCACCCAGAGGAAAAGCCUGAAAACACAAGUGGAAAAAGAUAAUUGAGGCAUGGAGACUUUGCAGAUUUUAUUCAUAAAUUUUCCUUUUUACCCACCCCUGUCUCUCUUUUUCUUUUUUUAAACUUUGGGGAUCUCGUACUGCAGAUGAUGUUGGUUUUUGAGAAUGAAGUUUUGGUGAUGAGAUUGAUUUUGAUUACCGGCUGUUGAAAUUUUGGUCAAAGAGACACAUCUCCUAAAUUAACUAACCAGAUAUGAAACCCAACUAUUACACCGUUUGUCACAAAUUAGUCUGUAAAAACAGAAACUGUUUGGAUUAACUUUUUAAAGGAUUUUCUUUUUUAAGUGUGAAAUGCGUGUGAAUUUAUUACUUUGUGUUUUGAGUUGUUGAACUCACUUUGUGGUAAAAAAAAAAAGUUCUCUCUUUUUUUUUUUCUCCCUUAAAUUUUGGGCAAUUACAUGUGUUGAGGUAAAUUUAGAUACCUGGUAGCGAUACUAUGUUUCAUUGUUUAGUCAUUUUUUUUGUUUGUUUGUUUUGUUUUUCAAGAAGAAUUAUGUCAUGUACAGCUUCGGGUUCUUAUUGUGCAUUUUUACACUUAAUAUUUUGAUUAUAUUACUUUAUAAAUUAAGUCUCAUUGAGGAGGAAUUUUAAAAUAACACGAUUAAGCUCUGCUGAAAGUUUAUUUUUUGCUAAGUGCUCCCAGUUCAAUGUGGAGUGGUUGGCAUGUGGGCAGAAAUGAUCCACUUUAAUCCUGAUUUGUCUGAUGCUAAAAUGUAAUCCCUUAUUUUUUCACUUGUUUAAAGGACCAGUGUGCAGGAUUUAGGGUGGUCUAUUGGCCAAAAUGAAGUACAAUAUUCAUAAUUGUAUAUACUAAACUGGAAUUACUAACCACAUUAGUAUCUACAGAGGGAGACGAUCCUCACCUGAGAGAGGUCCGUGUAGUUUUGUAGAGAAGAAAACUCUGUAAACGUAAAUACAUGCCAUCCAUGUAAAAUGCAAAGUAGGUGUGUCAUGUAGUCGCCAUUUUUCUAUAGUAGCCUGGAAUGAACAAACCAGACCUUAGCCACAAGAAGGGCCUUUCCUGCUGUUCAGUCACAAGUAGUUGUAUAUGCUUGGAAAAUGACUUUGGUCGCAAUCUGCAACCUCACCACUAGAUGCCAAUGAAUCCUACACAAUGCUCUUUUAAAAUGAUCUUUAAUGUCUUAGACAUUUUUGAAUGGGACUGGUGGUUCUUUAAUGCUCUAGCAUCCAAUAAGGAACUGUGUAUAUCAUGUGUUACUCACUGAUCGGAUUGUUCUUUCCCCACUGCAAUGUGUCUGGACAUGAAAUAAAACUUGCUAUCCCAAGGGAGGCUGCUGAAAA
Messenger RNA from Pelmatolapia mariae (spotted tilapia), 2889 nucleotides. RefSeq names its product zinc finger protein 429-like. Bases 327 to 1571 code for a protein of 414 amino acids. Gene Ontology annotation, molecular function: DNA-binding transcription factor activity, RNA polymerase II-specific. The transcript has 5 exons. Gene Ontology annotation, biological process: regulation of transcription by RNA polymerase II. NCBI's taxonomy places the organism in Eukaryota, Metazoa, Chordata, Actinopteri, Cichliformes, Cichlidae. Gene Ontology annotation, cellular component: nucleus. The record is from RefSeq and is a predicted model, not a curated record.